CUGUUCUAUUUCUUGAUUUUUAAAUUAAUUAUACAAAUAAACAAUAUUUGAUAAGUUGCGUUUACAAAAUUUUAUAUUUUCUAAUUUGUAACAAGUUUUCCAUUAUUUAAGUAAUGUUUAGCUUUCAAAAUAAAAUUUUUAUCAUGUUGUAUGUCUAAUUUGAAAAUUGACAGGUUGUUAGUCGGUGAGACGGUUAGUAACGGUUUUUUACUCAAAUAUUUAAUAAACAAUUAAUAAUACGUAUUGUUUACGAUGGAGGAUGCAAGUAAAAAGCUUAUUGAUGAAACAAAUAAUCAAUUGAAUAAUAUUCACAUAUCAUCAGGUUCUUACAGAGAUAGACACCUUUUGCAAGCCACAAUUCUAAACGAAAAUGAUCCAUCUGAAGAACUCACAAAAAUCUAUCAUCUUGUUGAAGCACACUGUCCAAUAUUUCGGAAAUUAGCAAUCAAUCUCUUUGAGAAAGCUUCUCACAACUCAUCACACAAUGUUUUUCCAAUGGACUCAGAGCAUUUGCAGUUUAACUGCUGCACAGAUUCACAAGUUAAGAUUAGCAUUGAAGAUAUCCUUAAUAAAAUGGAGAUGAUGCCACCAGAAUGGACACUAGUUCAGUUAACAAAUAUGAAUUAUUGUCAGAGUGGCAUGGAAAUCAAACCAACAGCUCUUCAGAUUACUGUAUUUGAAUGUGGACAGAAUACCAUUAAACCUUUAACUGUACAAGUUGACCCAGCUGUGGAUCCCUGGGGUAAUCCAAUUAAUAUUAUCAAGGAGUUAAAUAUGAGUUUAGAGGAGAUUAAUACAGGAUACAUUAAGUUGAAGAACAGGCUGCAUGGCAAUAUAAAAGAGACAUAUUCACAGUAUAAGUUGAGGAUUAAUCAUGGAUUGAAGCAGCAUGUUAAGUUUGUGCAGGAUAAAUGGCUUGCAGAGUGGCGGAUUUUGUUGUCUGGCAGAUUUAGUCAAGUGGAAGUAGAGGAAGAGAUUAGUAGAGAGGUGCAGAAACUUUUAGAUGAGUAUACAAAGACGGAUAUUUCCCCCAAGAAUCAUCAAAUCUUGAAACAUCUUCUCCGAGCACAGGGGUUUAUAGAUCAAAAACAAACAAAGAAAAUCCUAGAAUACUGUUUUCCAGAUAUCACGAAUCAAGAAGUAAUCAAUUUAUACAAAUCGAUUAAAAAGUUUGAAGCGUUCGGCAAAUUGAAACGUAAUCCUAUUAUUUUAAUAGUUGAUGGCACAAUUGAUCAAAUACCAUGGGAAAUGCUUGACAUUUUGGCUGAACAAUCAGUUUCUAGAAUGCAAUCUUUCCACUUCACCUAUGCUCUGUUUAAUGCUCAUGAAUUAGAAAUCGAAAAUGGAAGGAAAAUCAUCAAACUAAAUGAAUUAAAAGGCGGUAUGCUGUUGAAUCCCAGCGCAAAUUUACCUCAAAUGGAAAAGAGAUUGAGCGCAUUUCAAAAAUAUUGGAUUAAAACAUGGAAGACUAUGAUUGGCAAGAAACCGACAGAAGAGGAGUUUCUAGAUUACGUUACCAACUGUGAUAUUUUUAUGUAUAGUGGUCACGGUGAUGGAAUGCAAUAUAUUCGGUAUCCAAGACUCGAGAAAUUGCGCAUAAACGCGGUGGUUCUUUUGUUUGGCUGUAAAAGUGUUGCUUUACAACAGAAAUCAUCAUUUAUCGAACCGUGGGGCACGAAUCAAUACUAUAUUAUGUGUUGUUGUCCUUGUAUCAUUGGAAAUUUGUAUAAUGUAACCGAUUUGGAUUGUGAUGUGUUGAGUACGAACUUUGUUAGUUAUUGGGUGCCAGCAACUGAGAAGAAAACGCAUUGGUUGGACUUUGACUUAAAAACAUGGUAUCCUGGAUCAACAGAUAUUGAUAUCUCAUCGCUCCCUAAAUCAGCAACUAGCAAACCACAACACAUUCCUGAUCUACUGACGGCAUUAAACAAAGCAAAACGAUCUACAAAGUGUACUUAUAUUACGCAGGCGUCAUGUGUGGCACGAGGGAUACCGGUAAAGUUAGUAUAAACUAGAGUUUAAUAUUAAAAGCGUUCAGAGUUCUCACAUCCCCUAAGAGCGACCAGGACUAAAACCUAAGGAGAGAAUAAAGAAAAACCUGAAGGCCUGCAAUCAUUCCCCCUAGUUUAAAAUAAUUUGAUGUAGGUUUCAAAAGUAAUAUAAUUUGUACAUAUAAA
Messenger RNA from Dalotia coriaria, 2177 nucleotides. RefSeq names its product extra spindle pole bodies like 1, separase (gene Sse). The record is from RefSeq and is a predicted model, not a curated record. Gene Ontology annotation, biological process: meiotic chromosome separation; proteolysis. Gene Ontology annotation, cellular component: cytoplasm; nucleus; mitotic spindle. NCBI's taxonomy places the organism in Eukaryota, Metazoa, Arthropoda, Insecta, Coleoptera, Staphylinidae. Gene Ontology annotation, molecular function: cysteine-type endopeptidase activity. The coding region runs from base 253 to 2010 and encodes 585 amino acids. The transcript is spliced from 4 exons.